AUGGCGAAACUCGACAGCCUGGACCUCAUGGUCCUCUCCGUCAUCCUGGCCGGCACUGCCGCUUACUUUACCAAGGGUAAAGUCUGGGGCGUGACCAAGGACCCCUAUGCCAACUCCUUUGGCAAUGCCAACGGCCUCAAGGCUGGCAAGACGAGGAACAUUAUUGAGAAGAUGGAAGAAUCGGGCAAGAACUGCAUCAUCUUUUACGGCUCUCAGACUGGUACUGCUGAAGACUACGCCUCGCGUCUCGCCAAGGAAGGCAAGAGCCGCUUUGGUCUUGAAACAAUGGUUGCCGACCUCGAGGAUUACGAUUUCGAAAACCUCGACACCAUGCCCGAGGACAAGGUUGUGUUCUUCAUCCUGGCCACCUACGGCGAGGGUGAGCCGACCGAUAACGCUGUCGACUUUUACGAGUUCAUCACCGGAGAGGACACCGCCUUUUCCGAGGCUCGCGAGGUGCCUCUCGACAACCUCAAGUACGUCGCUUUCGGCCUCGGCAACAACACUUACGAGCACUACAACUCCAUGGUCCGCAACGUCAACAAGGCUCUCGAAAAGGCCGGCGCUCACCGCAUUGGUGAGGCUGGCGAAGGUGACGAUGGUGCCGGCACCAUGGAGGAGGAUUUCCUCGCAUGGAAGGAGCCUAUGUGGACUGCCCUCGCUGAGAAGAUGGGCCUGGAAGAGCGUGAGGCCGUCUACGAGCCCACAUUUGGCAUUUCCGAGCGUGAGAACAUGACCAAGGACUCCCCCGAGGUCUACCUUGGCGAGCCCAACAAGAUGCACCUCGAAGGUACCGCCAAGGGCCCCUUCAACUCGCACAACCCUUACAUUGCUCCCAUCACGGAAUCCAGAGAACUCUUCACCGUCAAGGACCGCAACUGCCUGCACCUCGAGAUUGACAUCAGUGGCUCGAACCUCUCCUACCAGACCGGUGACCACAUUGCCAUCUGGCCCACGAACCCUGGUCAGGAAGUCGACGAGUUCCUCUCCCUGCUUAACCUGGCUGGCAAGCGUGACUCUGUCAUCAGCGUCAAGGCUCUCGAACCUACGGCAAAGGUCCCCUUCCCAACCCCCACCACGUACGACGCCAUUGUUCGCUACCAUCUCGAAAUCUGCGCUCCCGUCUCUCGCCAGUUCCUCGGUACCCUCGCCGCAUUUGCCCCCGAUGAGGAGACCAAGGCUGAGAUGACGAAGCUCGGCAGCGACAAGGAUUACUUCCAGGACAAGAUCAGCAAGCACCACUACACUAUUGCACGAGCUCUGAGUGUCGUCAGCGGCGGCAAGAAGUGGGAAAGCAUCCCGUUCUCCGCCUUCAUUGAGGGCCUGACAAAGCUGCAGCCCAGGUACUACUCCAUCUCUUCCUCGUCUCUGGUCCAGCCCAAGAAGAUCUCUGUCACAGCUGUCGUCGAAAACGUCAUGAUCCCCGGCCGCGAGGACCCUUUCAAGGGUGUCGCCACGAACUACCUGUUUGCCCUCAAACAGAAGCAGAACGGCGACCCGAGCCCUGAAGCCUACGGCCUCACCUACGAGAUUAUGGGACCGCGUAAUAAGUACGAUGGCAUUCACGUGCCCGUUCACGUCAGACAUUCCAACUUCAAGCUUCCAUCCGACCCCUCGCGGCCCAUCAUUCUCGUCGGUCCUGGCACGGGUGUUGCGCCCAUGCGAGCAUUCAUCCAGGAGAGAGCCAAGCAAGCAGAGUCUGGUGAGGCCGUGGGUCCCACCGUCCUCUUUUUUGGCUGCCGUAAGCGGUCCGAGGAUUUUCUGUACGAGUCCGAGUGGGACGAGUACAAAAAGACCAUGGGCGACAGCUUUGAGAUGAUCAACGCGUUCUCCCGUGAGGGCCCCAAGAAGGUCUAUGUCCAGCACCGUCUCAAGGAGCAAGCAAAGCGUAUCAAUGAGCUCCUCCUCCAGAAGGCCAACAUUUACGUCUGUGGUGAUGCUGCCAACAUGGCGCGCGAGGUCCACUCCGUGCUCAUCAACAUCAUCGCCGAGCAGCGCGGCAUUCCAGAGUCCAAGGCGGAGGAUAUUGUGAAGACCAUGCGCGCAUCCAACCAGUACCAGUCAUUGGGUCAGCCCUCGAUACAUUUCAGAAGUUAUCCCUUCCAGAAUAUCCUGCUAUCCCUUGUCCGUCCCUGUCCCGCACCCGCAUCAACACAACGGCUUUGCAGACUCGUUGCCAACAAGCGCCUCGCAACUGCCUUCGUCCAGGAACUACGUCGCGACUUCCUCUCACCAGAGCCAGCUGUUCGUUCUUGCCAGAUUCACAUGCAGAUUCCUCUUGAAUUUCAUCGCAGAAAACUUGUUGCCAAGAUGACCAUGACCUAUCCCCCGAGCCACAUCAUGGGAGCCGAGCACCCUUACGGCGCCAAACGCGGAAGCAGCAACUCGACUUCAGCUCACCAGGGUCAGGGUCGCCACCCUGCUGCAUACAUAGCGACUCAUCCCGGAGUCAUGCCCGACACUACAGCUGUUGCAGGUCAUGCCCAGGGCCACGCAGAUGCCACCGUGAACUCUCUUGUCGCUCAGAUGGGUGGUAUCGGUAUUAGCGGACCUCCUUCUGGCCAAGCUGCUGCCAUGCCUGGCCUGGGAGGCCCUUAUCUCCAGAUGCCCGAUGGUCAAAUCAUCUAUGCUCCUGGCUUCCACCCUGGUGGUGUUGCUCCCUUUGGUUAUGGCCAGAACUCUGAUGCCCCCAGCAAUACUUUCUUCAAUCCUUACAUGCAGAACGCGCAGGCCCCUUUCCCCCUGCCAUAUGGAUUGCUCCCGAUCACCCCGGGCCGUCCCGCGACCAUCAUCGAGCAUCCCGAGCAUGGUCCCAAGGAGGUCCCGGCCUUGCAGAACCGUCGCUCAUCCUACUCCACCAACGAGUCUGCCCCGGCAACACCGUUCUUCGGAAAUGUUCCUGCCCGCGAUCAGGCUGGCCGUGUGGCUGUCUUUGACCGCUCCACUUACACGACUCCCUCGCCCCAGCAGGUUAUUGCAAACGCAGCGAUGCAACACCCCAAGGGCUUUCACGCCAUCCCUGCUGUCAUUGAUCGUGAUCUUGAUGCUUUGCUCCGGAAGGAACCUGCUGUUCCCUCUGCUGUUCCAGCCGUUUUCACUCCCCAGGAAAACAUGAAGUCUUUGGAGCAGAGUCUCAUCAACCACAUUCCUGGCAACCGCAAUGUCUACAUUCGUGGCCUUCACCCCACCACGGACGACGAUCUUCUCUACAAGUUCGCCGAGCGGUUUGGAAAGGUUGAGACCUCCAAAGCAAUCAUUGAUACUGCCACCGGUGCUUGCAAGGGUUUCGGCUUCGCGAAGUUCUACGAUGUUCGCGACUCGGAGAAGUGCAUCCGCGGCUUCUACCGCUUGGGAUAUGAAGUUGGCUUCGCACGGGUUCGCAUCAUCAAGCACAUGCAGUACUGUCUACUUGUGGCCUCGGUCGGUACUAACUAUUUUCUGAUCGAUCAGGAGUCGUUCAACUCCCGUCUCAAGGCCGAAGGUGACGAGGGUUCCACCAACCUCUACAUUUCCAACCUGCCCAAGUCGACCACUGAGAUGGAACUCGGCGCAAUCUUUCUCGGCUACAAUAUUCUCUCCAGCAAGAUUCUUCGCGACCAUCUUGGUAACAGCCGUGGUGUCGGCUUCGCCCGGUAUGUUCUGAUGCGCAAACCCAGAUUGUCGAGCUGUCUCGUUAACGCAAAGUCUAGUUUUGAGAGCCGCGCGCUUUGCGAGGAGAUCAUGCACAAGUUCCAGGGCCAGAAGCUCGGUUCAGCUGGCAAUGAGCUCUCAAUUCGCUACGCAGACACUCCUCAGCAAAAGGAGCUGAAGCGUAUCACGGCCGAGAGACGCCAAUUCAGAACCAACGAGUACAACGUCGGUGCCUACGGCACUCCCCUUGUCGGAAUGAACCCUACCAUCUACAAUCAGCCGGCUUGGAAGCGUGGCGGUGGCAGCGGCAGUCUUUUUGUCAGCUCAUCUGCAUCGAGCAAUGCAACCCCGUCGGAAAACGGCUCUGACAACGAGAGUGUGACCAUUCAGGUCAACGGUCCUGCCAUCGUUGAUGGCACCUCCCACUCGUCCCCCAGCAAGGCCGAAGCCAAGUGA
Molecule: messenger RNA, 4086 nt
Organism: Microdochium trichocladiopsis
Lineage: Eukaryota; Fungi; Ascomycota; Sordariomycetes; Xylariales; Microdochiaceae
Exons: 7
Coding region: 1-4086 (1361 amino acids)
Cellular component (GO): cytosol
Molecular function (GO): RNA binding; NADPH-hemoprotein reductase activity; flavin adenine dinucleotide binding
Source: RefSeq, a predicted model, not a curated record